UGGUCGCGCUGGCCUGCUGCUGCUGCUGGCUGGAUGGCUGGUUGGGUCGGCUAACAGCAGCUGCACACAGCGAGACUCGGCCGGCUUUUAUCCUCGUUACCACGGCCGCCCUGGUUCCAUCAGCACCGCCCUGACGGCUCCGUCCGGCCGUCCCUCUAGUUCAUGCGAUCUCCACUCCUUUCUGGCCCAUCGAAGGCGUUUUUAAUUUAUGAAAGAUGUGCGUGGAUCGGCUGUGGUGGUCUGGCUUUGGCAUCGAUCACGUCUUUCCUCCGCCGGCUGUGGAAAACCCUCCAGCCGUGCUACGCGUUGCCGGCCGCCGCCCACACUUUCCUACCUUGCCACCCACCCAACUCGUUCCCUACCGUCUGUAUCACUAAUAACCAUAAUAAAGUCCACUAGGUGCCACAUUUACUUUGUGGAUAUAUUCAGAGAUGGUGAAGGCAGCAUGGAAGGUGGCGUAAGAUGCUGCGUGUAGCGUGAAUCCUACGCCUGCCAGGGUUGGCUGUGAUGCGGCCGGCUGCACCCUGCUGCCACCUGGCGGCUAAAGCCUCACCGACUAACAUCCUGAUUAAUCACUUUUCAACGGUGUUUUCUUCCCUCUGGUGUACUAUCAUGAGUGCAGGAGCCACGGAGGAGGUCUCCGGGAGAUCAGACUGUGAGUGAGGGCUACUCAGAAGUCCGUGAGAGUAACAGGGAGGGAGAAAUAUGGAAUAAAAAAGGGCUGUGUUGGGUGGGAGCACGACCCCGCCACAGUCCCUUGUUCGGCGCGCCACACACUCGAGUCGCGCGGCUUGGUGCAGCGCUCAGCGGCUUCCCUCACACUUUUCACCCCUAAAAUCGAGGGUCCAGUGCCGAAAAUGUGCCUCAAACGUCGCGCAAGACCUGGAGCAAGGUGUAGUGUGUGAUGUGAGUGGUGAAUGACGACCGAAAAGUGAGAAAUAGAUGGUGAAUUCGAGGUGAUAGUUGGGACGGGCUGUGGCGAGAUCGGUUACUCGCGCCAGGAGACUGUCGCCCACUUUUUGCAGUGUAACUGGAAAUUGUGUUCCUAGCUAUGGUGUACCGCCUUCCUGAUCCCUGAGUGUACCCUGCAGGCGGAGAGUGACGAGGGAAGGUGGCGCCCUUAGUGGUGGCAUUGGUGUAGGAGUGGUGGUGAAGGCACCGCAGUGGUGGUGGUGGUGGUGGUGGUGGUGACGCUCGGCUACUCUCGCCGGGCCAGAGGUGCUGUUGGUCGAUACUGCCGGCCGCUGUUCCCUCACAACACACCCACUUAUUUUAUCCACCACGCCGCCCGUACGCCCUCUCCUCCACGCCCACGGCCACCACACAGGUUCCCCCAACAGGAGCGCCCGCCACCGCGCGGCCCUGGAGACCCUCACACCAUACAAAAAGGAGGCGGCGGGGACGGGCCAUGAGUGUGCUGGCAACGGACGGUUAUCAAAGCCGCCCCAGCACCCCCACCACCCCCCAGCCCCAGCCCCAGCCACACCAGCAGCAGCAGCAGCAGCAGCAGGCUCAGCAGCAGGCUCAGCAGCAGCAGCAGCAGCAGCAGCAGCCUCCUUCACAGCCUCCAGCACACCAGCCGGGAAUGAGGGUGUCCCCGGCGCCGCCUCUGACCGCAGGAACCAACCCGCCACAUCCCCCUCACUCCCCGCAUAUGUCUCCCGCCGUGGGAGGACCAGGGAGUGUGGUGAUGCCCCCCCACCCCGGCAGUGGUCAGAGUGACGGCCGCAGCGGCAACAUGCACACCCCGGGCUAUCCCCCUGGCGCUGGCCCCCCACACAUGCCCUCGGGGCCGCCCUCGGGACCCCACAACUACUCCUCCAAGAUUGGCCAUAUCCCUCCUGGGGCACCCCCUGGGCCCUCCUAUGGCCAGCCCACUUAUCAGGGUGGUCACCAGUACCCUGCAGUGAGGGCGCAAGGGCCCAUAAUGCAGCCGUAUCCCCAAAACUUUCCCCCAGGAGCCCCCCAGAGCUCCCAAGGUUCCCCUUCUCCCAUGCCUCCUGGGCCCCAGUACCCCCCACGGCCCCCGCACAACAACCACGUUCCCCCCAAUGCGCCAUACGGGUAUCCUCCAUUUGGGCCACAGGGCUGGGGUGCGCAGGGGCCGCCAGGGCCAGGCAUGUCCAGCUCCAUGAUGCCCGGGGCACCCUCCAUGGCGGGCAAGGGCGGCCCUGUCCAAAUGCCCAGCCAGGUAGGGCAGCCGGGCAGUAGUGUGAGUGGGCCACGCCCCCACACCCCUCCCCACACCCACUACAUGAAGCACAUACCCAAGUACAGCUCUUAUACGGGGCCCCAGAUGUACCCCAAUGGUCCCGGGAUGGCCGGCCUGCCCCCAGGUGGCCCAAACAGCAGUCGGGAGAGUCCCCAAAACAACAUGCCGCCCCCGACCUCUACCCCGCAGCCUCUCACCCCCUCUGGUGCCCCGCUGGACUCGGCCGACCAUGCCUCCGCCCCUUCCACCGCCCUCAGCAACAGCAAUCCACCCUCCAUUGGGCCGGACGGCAACCCUGUGGUGGAUGAGGCUUCACAACAGUCCACCGUCUCCAACAACUCAGCUGCCUCUGGGGAGGACCGCUCAGUGACCCCCAAGCCCCACAAGGAGGGUCCACUUGGGGGCCCAACAAUGCCCAGUGGGAUGGGCAGUGGCCAGCACCCCCCGUCACACCCCCCAACACCCAUCAACUCGGCCUCCUCCCCCGGCGCCGUCUCCAUGAAUUCACAACAGGAUGAGUUUGAGACUGUGAACUCACCUGGCUGGCCAAGAAGCCCCAGCACUCAGACGGUGUAUGCUAACAGUCAGCCACCCCCACCCCCAGACAUCUACAGACCAUCCAAGCCCGGGGAGAACCUUGCCCGCCUGUAUGAGAUGUCUGACUCCCCGGAGAGGAGGGCGUGGCUGGACAAGUUGCUGGCCUUUAUGGAUGACAACAAGACUCCCAUCACCGCUUGCCCCACCAUCAGCAAGAAUCCACUGGACCUCUACGCCCUCUACCUCCACGUGAGGGAGAGGGGUGGCUUUGUAGAGGUGACGAAGAACAAGCAAUGGAAGGAUGUAGCAGCAGUGAUGGGCAUUGGCGCCUCGUCGUCAGGCUCCUACACGCUGCGCAAACACUAUAUGAAGCACAUUCUGGCCUAUGAGUGCAAGUUUGACAGGGGCGGUGUUGACCCCCAGCCCAUUAUCAACCAAAUUGAGACAGCAGCCAAGAAGAAGACCACCAAAACUAUCUCUGUGCCCUCACCUGGGUCCUCAAACUCCCAGGACUCCUUCCCUGCUGGUUCAAACUCAAGCUCUCUCGAUGGCUUCACCAAUGGGCCCCAUGUGACGGGUGCCCCUGGGGUGCCAGGACCAUACCCCCAGUAUCCCCCAUCUUCUGAGUACGGAAGUCAUCUGCCCCAGCGCCAGGCCACUCAGGCUACAGCAGGGUAUCAGGGGUACCAGGGGGGCCAGUACCAUGGCUACCAGGGUAUGCAGGCAGGAUACACCCAACCAGGGUACCCCAACUCUGGCUACCCCCCAGACGGACGUGGGUACCCUCCGCCAGGCCCUCCCAACCACCAGGGCAGCUAUCAGGGCUCCUAUCAGCAACCAGGGGGAUACCAGCGUCCUGCCUAUACCCAGGGGCAGCCAGCGUUCCAGCAGGACCAAUACCCAGGGAUGGGAACUAGCGGCAGCAGCUACGGCAACUCCCAAUUGGCCAAGCAACUGCUGAAUCCCCCACGCAGCGCUGCUCCCAUAUACCAAGGGUAUCAGGGCGGCAGCAUGUACCCGCCCCAGAAGUCAGGGUCAGCCCCCAGCCCUGGCCCCCCUGGCCCGGCUGGUGCCCCUGCCAGUUUUACUACCCCCAGGCGACAUCCAGACUUUGAGAAGACACAGCCCCCAGGCUGGAGGACCAACAGUCAAUAUCCAGGGUUUGCGGGGCAGAGCCAGGCUGGGCCACCUCAACAGCCUUGGAGCAGACCCAAUGACUCCACACCCCCUGGAGCUCCUGCUGCACAGUGGAGUCAACCCAGGUUUCCAGGAGCCCAGCCUCAGUUCCCUACUGCAGUGAGUGGUCGAGGGUGGUCAGGAGGCAGCUUCACUCAGAACGUAGGACCGCGGGUACAAGGGCCAGGCGCCAAACAGAAUUACCUAGUUCCUCCGGGGUCCUCGUUCAAGUGUGGUGGUCUGUAUGGCUAUACUGGGAAGCAUCAGUUCCCUCUGGACAGCGUGGAAGCAGUACUCCCGGUGCUAGCUCGGAGGAAACGCAUGACCCGCACAGACCUGCCCACGUGUGACCCUUGGAGACUCCUCAUGUCCCUCAGGUGUGGGUUGGCAGCCGAGGUGACGUGGGCACUGGACGUGCUGAACAUCCUGCUGUUUGAUGACCAGACAGUGGUGUAUUUUGGGCUCCACCACAUGCCAGGGUUGCUAGAGGCCCUGAUUGAACACUUACGUCGCGGCCUCAUCAACAUGUUUGACAUCUGCUCAGAGCUGGAGCUUGGCCGUGAUGAUGAAGCUACAGGCGCCAACAAGAGGGUCAAGGCGGAGCAGCACGAUCAGUCAGACCGGCCUUGGUACCUGCGACCUCCACCCUCACCUACCCUUGAUCUGGACUUGGGACGGCUGGAGGAUGACGAUCCAGCUAACAAAGAGGAGGUGCUGCGUGGCGCUGAGGAUUUCACCCUCAUCACCAAGACUGGCAAGAGCGUCAAAUUCGUGCGGCGGGAUGGGGAGCUGUUUCUGCGGGAGGGAGUUCGGGAAUGGGACAAAUGGGAGGGUUUCAGUUCUGGGGUAGAUACGUGGUCUGUGGGAGGGGGGGAGUGCACCGCCCACAUCAUAUGCACCAUGCAGAGCGCUGUGCCACCUCUGGCUUUCACGCGCCUCCUCCCGGGUAAGGAUGGAAAGGUAGAUCUUGACCUCCUGCUUCCCCGCAUCAAGGAAGAAGUGAAGGAAGAAGUGAAGGAGGAGAAGAUGGACUUGCAGGAGGAAGGACCUGUCAAGAAAGUGAAGGUGAGGGAGGAGGCAAUGGAGCAGGAUCAUGAUCAAGAUCAGGAGGAUAAGGAGAAAAUGGAGGUGGUACGGGUGAAGGAAGAACCAGAGGACCAGCCACCAGAGGAGAUGGAGACAGAGGAAGAGGAGGCUUCCACCACCACCAACAGCACUCCAAAGCCACCUCCACCUCCACCUCCCUUAACGAAAAAGGACCGGGUGGCGGACCUGCUGGCGGAAAUGAAGGAGAAGCGGGUGGUCAAGAUGGAGGACCUGGCCAGGGAGAAAUGUGACAACUCCAAAGACAACAAAGCCACCUUUGGGUCACGGGCCAACCGCGUCAACAACUCGGGCAAGAGCAAGUUGGAUGAGAUCUUCAAGCGCUUCAGCAAGGAGCCACAGGAGUCUCAUACUAGCGACAACAAAAAGGCUGCAAAGGAGACAAGCAGCAGUAAUGGAGGCACUGCAGCCAAAAAGGAUAGUGAGCCUCUGUCAGCACAACCUCAACCACCAUCACAGCAGCAACCACAGCCAGAGCAGGACAGCAGCAGCAGCAACAACAGCAACAGCAGUAGUAACAACAACAUCAGUAACAACAACAGCAGCAGUAACAACAAUAACAACAGCACCAACAACAACAGCAGCAGUAGCAGUAGUAGUAGUAUUGGUGGAACAGCUGCUGUGGUGAAGCAGGAGCAGGUAAACAGUGAGCCAUCUUUGGCAGAGAAAAGACCUGAGGAGCAGGCGGUAAGUGUGCUGGCCAAGCGGCCAGCCCCCAAGGAACGGCUGGAGAGGCGAGAAAGUGGCAGCUCGAGGCGAGACAGUGGCUGUUUCAAGCGGCCGCACGAGGACCUUGAGGAGGAGUCAUGGAGUCCAGAUGAGGCCUCACUGAGCACCACAACGGAGGGGCAAGACUGGCUGGCACGUCGCGUCAUCUGUGUAGGCACCGUGAUACGCAACCUCUCCUUCAUCCCUGGCAAUGAGGACAUCAUGAGCAAGUCAGCCUCACUACUGGCACUGCUUGGAAAGACCAUCCUCCUGCACCAUGACCACCCACGCCGUACCCCCUCCACUGCACAUUAUGACCGUGACGAGGAGGCCGACUUGAGUGACUGGUGUAGCUCGCUGGCCCCCGACACACACUGGUGGUGGCCAUACCUUCACCAUGUACACGAGAACACGCUGGUCACUCUUGCCAACAUGGCUGGCAAUCUUGACCUCUCAGUGUACCCUGAAGAGAUCUCCCGCCCUCUGUUGAAUGGCCUCCUGCACUGGGCUACGUGUCCUGCCUCUUAUGGUCAGGAUCCCUUCCUGGCUGGUGGCACCUCCCCCCAGUCAUCCCUCUCCCCACAGCGGCUAGCCCUUGAGGCGCUAGUGAAGCUGUGUGUGCUGGACCAGAACACUGACCUGGUGCUGGCCACGCCGCCCUUCACACGUCUCGAUAAUCUGUGCGGCCAGCUGACCCGCUUCAUGUGUCGUGGCGAGGACCAGGUGCUGCGGGAAUUCUCCAUCAACUUGCUGCACUACUUCUCAGCAGCAGAUUCCGGUGUGGCGCGCGUCAUCGCCAUGCAGAACGGGUGCGUGUCUCUGCUGGUGGCCUUUAUUGAGGAGGCAGAGGCAGCGGCCAUGAAUGUGGCCAAUGUGCAGGGGGUGAGUGCCCUCAAGGAGAACCCAGAGCUGAUGGGCACCAGCCUGGACAUGGUGCGACGCUCUGCCAACACACUGGUGCACCUUUCACGGGUGCCAGCCAAUGCACGGGUCAUCUCCGGCACUGAGAACCGCCUCCUCACGCUGGUCAUGAGCCAAAUCCUUGACACCUAUGUGGCCUCCCAGCUAUCCCAGGUGCUCUUUAAUGUGGCUCACUUGCAGGGUGAGGUCUCUGAUUGCUCCCCUUCCCCUUCCCCUCCCUCCUCCCCCACCUCUGCACAGGUCUCAGAUGCCUCAAGCACAGCCACUCUCCCUCCCCUUCCACUACCCCUCCCCAUCCCCAUGUCUGCCCUUCCCCCAGUGUCUCUCCCAGUUCCGCCUCCCAUUGCAGCCCCUGUAGCCACACCAGCCCCUGCCCCAGCCGCUGCUAACCCUGCUAGUGCCCCAGCCAUCACCAAUCCUGCCCCAACCACUGGCCUCACCACAGCUACAACUACAACUCCGACCUCCACCCCAGCCUUAACCUCCACCUCAGCCCCAACAACAACAACCACCACCACAACCACAACCCCAACUCCUGCCACAGCUCCAGAUGCCCCUACAGAUCCCAAGUCCCCUGCUGCUGAUGCCCCAAGUAACUCCACCCCAGCUUCAACCCCUGCUGCUACCCCAAUACCAGCCACUAAUCCAGCCCCCUCCUCCCCAACCCCUGCCCAAGCCCCUGCCCCAACCCUGGCUUCAGCUCCAGUGGUAAAUCACGACUCAGCAGCCCCAGCUGAGUCUGAGAAAAGCAGCAACACGUCAGGGAGCCCCGGCCCGGAGCCCACUACAACCCAGCCCCCCUCCUCACCCGCCACCACUACUACAACCACUAACACCACCACACCCUCCACCUUAUCCUCCACCACUACCACCACCAUCGCUACAACCACCACAGCCACCACCACCACCACCACCACCCCCUCACUCCCCACAGCAUCAUUAAGCUUAGGUAAACACUCCAGCUUAUCUCCUUCCCCCAACCCUGCUCCCUCCCUCCACCUGACCUCCCAGAUGGCCCCCCUCCCCGUCAAGGCCCCCUCCGCUCCCCCCACACAAACCACAAAUUCUGAGUCGACCUCAAAGUGCGAGUCCCUGGCGGCGGCGGCGACGGUGGAGCCCCCGGCAGCCAACUCCUCAUCUUAGUAGCGGGCGGGGCCGCCUCUCAGCCGCGUGUGGUACAAACAGUGUGGUGGGGGAGCCGCCCCCCAGGGUCCCUCCCGGUCCUAGUGUCUCAGCCGGACCCUGGACGGACCACCUCAGUGAUAUCGAGUCCUACCAGACAUUAGGACUCUCAGUGUUGUGUACAGUACGUAAAGUAAGAUGAUGUGUGUCCUGCUGUAAGCAGUGUCUGUGAAUUAUUCUAAAAGUGCGAAUGUAGCCAGCAAACAAGUCUGUGAAAGUCUGUGUAUUUGUACUUUUCAAUGUACAGAAGUCUGUACUCAUCUCAGCUGUAUUUCUUGGAUUUAAAGAAAGUUGUAGAAAGAAAGUAUUCAGAGAA
Scylla paramamosain (green mud crab) is the source of this 8156-nucleotide messenger RNA. Its product is annotated as trithorax group protein osa-like. The record is from RefSeq and is a predicted model, not a curated record. Gene Ontology annotation, molecular function: nucleosome binding; DNA binding. Lineage: Eukaryota; Metazoa; Arthropoda; Malacostraca; Decapoda; Portunidae. Gene Ontology annotation, cellular component: nBAF complex; SWI/SNF complex; nucleoplasm. Gene Ontology annotation, biological process: positive regulation of DNA-templated transcription; regulation of transcription by RNA polymerase II; chromatin remodeling.